AUGUCGUCUAUACACGAAAAGCCCGUGUCCUCUGUACAGGAAGUACAAGAUAAGGAGAUUCCCGAUACGAUUGCCUCCAACCUGGAGGCCAAGGCUGCCAGAGACUACGAAGAGCAUCACAACUACAUGCAGACCGUCUCGAAGUACCUCCCCGCGAUCAAAUGGUCCAUAUUCUUCGCCAUGACCAUCGUCGGCGAGGGGUACGACCUCGCUCUGAUGGGCAACUUUUUCUCCUUGGAUCAGUUCCAGAACCUCUUCGGCUACGCUCCGCAAGAGGGCGCUGUCAAGGAGAUCCCAACACUCUGGCAGUCCUUGAUCCUUACUUCAAGCCAGGCCGGUCAAGUUGCGGCCAUGUACUUCGCCGGUUUGUCCAUGGACAGGUUCGGCUACCGAAAGACGAUGAUGUUCUCUCUCGGAUCGAUCAUGGUGCUCCUACUCGUCAACUUCUUCGCGCCGGCGGUCUUGCCCACGGGAGGCUAUAAGGCUGGUCUCGGCAUGAUCUUCGCCGGCGAGUUCCUCUUGGGACUCCCUUGGGGGGCUUUCCAGGCCUGCGUUCUUCCCUAUGCUUCCGAUAUCUCGCCCCUCAAGCUUCGUCCGACUCUAACCACUUUCGUCUCCAUGUGCUGGAUUUUCGGCCAGCUCUUCUCGACGGCGGCAAUCAAGGGUGUUGCGAACAUUGAAUCCAACGACCUCAUGGCAUACCGUAUCCCCGUCGGCAUCCAAUGGAUAUGGCCUCUUCCUGUUCUCCUCUGCGUCUUCCUUGCCCCCGAAUCGCCUUGGUGGCUCAUGCGCCAGUCUCGUUCCGACCUCGCGCGCACUUCCCUUGCAAGACUCAACAAAGAUCCGACGUACCCAGUUGACGGUCAGGUCAAGGUCCUCGAGCUCACCAACGAGCAGGAGAAGAACAGCCAAGAUGAUUCCAAUAUCACGUACCUGGAGUGCUUCCGUGGCACCAACCUUCGCCGUACCAUGAUUGUCGUUACCAUGAACUUGACGCAACAACUCUGCGGUUCGGCUCUUAUGUUCUACUCGGCCAAGCUAUACCAGAAGGCUGGCAUGAGCAGUUCCAAAUCAUACGACUUUACGCUGAUUCAGUACGCGAUCGGCAUCAUCGGCAUCGUCUCUUCUUGGCCCCUGAUGAACUACGUCGGACGCAGAACCAUCUGGCUCUGGGGAUUGAUGGGCUCCAUCAUUCUCAUGACAGGUGUCGGCGUGCUAGGUUUCCACAGCGACCAGCACCCGGCAGUUCCUUGGGUCAUCGCAGUCAUGCUCGUGAUAUUCACAGGAGUCUACAAUCUUUCCAUCGGACCUCUCGUGUACGCUAUCAACCCCGAGAUUCCUUCGACCCGACAGAAAGCCAAGACACUUGUCAUCGGCCGAGUAGCCUAUCUCAUCGCAGGACAAUUCAACAUGUGGCUCUUGCCAAGAAUGCUGGAAAACGCUCCUAACGGAUGGGGUCUUGGACCUCGGACGGCGCUGGUGUACGCUGCUAUCAACGCCGCCUUCUACGUCUGGGCCUACUUUUGUCUGCCGGAGGUCCGGGACAGAACUCAGGCCGAGAUGGAUGAGCUUUUCAAGCUCAACAUACCUGCUCGAAAAUUCCGUAGUACCGAGCUGACGGCUGAAUAA
Molecule: messenger RNA, 1629 nt
Organism: Colletotrichum paranaense
Lineage: Eukaryota; Fungi; Ascomycota; Sordariomycetes; Glomerellales; Glomerellaceae
Exons: 1
Coding region: 1-1629 (542 amino acids)
Biological process (GO): carbohydrate transport; transmembrane transport
Cellular component (GO): membrane
Molecular function (GO): carbohydrate:proton symporter activity
Source: RefSeq, a predicted model, not a curated record